AUGAUGCAGCCAWAUAUGAAGAGUGAUACGGGAUUUAGUCUUCCUCUGAGGUUCUGGGUGAACGUGAUCAAGAACCCCCAGUUUGUGUUUGACAUCCACAAGAACAGCAUCACAGACGCCUGUCUGUCUGUGGUGGCCCAGACCUUCAUGGACUCCUGUUCUACCUCAGAACACAAGCUGGGCAAAGACUCACCCUCCAACAAGCUGCUCUACGCUAAAGACAUUCCCAACUACAAGAACUGGGUGGAACGGUACUACUCCGACAUCUCGCGGAUGCCUGUCAUCAGUGACCAGGAUAUGAGUGCGUACCUGGCGGAGCAGUCGCGGCUCCARCUCAGCCAGUUCAACAGCAUGAGCGCRCUGCACGAGAUCUACUCCUACAUAGUCAAGUACAAGGACGAGAUCCUGUCAGCUCUGGAGAGGGAUGAGCAGUCGCGGAGGCAGAGACUCAGGAGCAAGCUGGAGCAGGUCAUUGACACAAUGGCCCUGGCCAGCUGAGGAACGACCCUUCCUCUCAUCCUAUUCUUCUCCAUCUUCCUCUCCGUCUCUCCUCACCCAGAGAAAAUGAAACUCAGACAGUGUGGUUUUCAAACCCUCCUAAAAACACAUGAUGAGCUACUGCAAAGGACAGAAGGCAGUACACUGCACAGGGGCGAUUCAGCAGUACUGGGCGGGCCUGUGCGUGUGUGUAUGUGUGUGUAAAUGCAGGUCUAUAAGUGUGUAUGUGUGUCAGAGACCGGGGCACUGGACAUUUCGUCGCACACACACCGAGAGACAACAUCACCGGAAAGCAUUUUGAUUAUCGUAGCUGUUGUCGUCGUGGUUUUGUUUCUCCGCUGUCGGUUUUCCUGGAUUUUGUCUUCGCUGAAGCCGUGUCUCGGGUAGCCAGGAUGGGAGUUUUGGAAUGGAACUCCGUUUUGGCAUCACGAAAAGGACGGAACGUUGUUUGGACAUGGGCCUUUCUCGGAGCCAAUGAGAGAGUGGUCACAUGAUUCCUGUAGGAGUCAAAGACAUUAUUACUGUUUUGUUUUCGUAUAAUUUUUUUUUAAAUAAAUGUAAUCAACUGCCCACUCUGAUCUCUCGCCACCUGUGUUACUGCUGAAUUUGCACAAUUUACAGAAAAGUUACAAAGGAAGACUAUAUAGAUAUUAUAUAUAAAUACAACUACAUUUUUUAAGAAAUUAAGAUUAGGGUUAAAACAUUUCAGUUUUUAGCUGACAAACACAAUUAAAAAAAUCCAUCAACAAUGAAACUUUAAUUUGAUAUUUUGAGCAACAAAAGAAAAUCUACAUUAGAAGAAUAAAACAACCGCAAACGAAAAAUAAACAAAAGUUAUCCUGUGCCAUGUUUUUGUUGUUGUUGUGAAGUGCAAAGACAUUUUGUUAGAUGGAAUAUGCUACCGUAUGAUUUAAAUAUGCCUAGUGACUGAAAUUAUUCUCUGAGUAAUAAAAGAUACGAAAAUGUAAAAUAUCUAGGGAAGAAAAAAGCAACUUUGUCUCUUAGGGCCACCAUAGGAAGGGCAUCUCAUUAUAUUGUCAUAUUUCUGUAUUGGAAAGUUGGUCUGGAGAGGUCCUGCGAAAAUAAGAAUUUGCUGUCAUUUCCGAUAUGUCGUGCAAUCUCGUUUUUUGAAAAGCAUCACAGACUCACGCAAGCGUUGCUUAUUUUCCUAGACACCUCAGAUUAAAUCUAGUUUGAAAACUAAUUUGUAUCUUCCAGGGCUAAAGAAUUUGACCGUUUGUGCUACAGUGGUUGACCAAUGUAGAGCAUUGCACUACUUGAACCAAUAACCAUCUAUAAGCUACCCCACCACCAGUUAGCAUCACCACAUCUGAUUGGCUAAGCUUGGCAGGAAAUGACCAAUGCUGAGUGGGGUCAUAGGUCAACGUGUGCACAUGUGAUAGAACAUCCACUCUACCCGACAUGUGCCCUGAAAUAACGUAUUGGGUACAGUACAUCUUGAGGGGCUGUGAAUGGGAGGAAAUCCCAGUUUUACCCCUAAACAAGUCUCGUGUCUCCACCCCUAUUAUACAACCGGAAAUCCACCCUCCUUCAGUAUUUCUCUUAAUCUCUUCUGUACCUCUCUAGGCAUUCUCUCAUCCUCGUAACAUCCAACGACAACAACAAGAACAGUCAAACUCUAGGUGGUUCCAGACUUGGUCCACCUAUCCACUAGUGUUAGCCUCAGAAUGUGUUCUCAGUCAACUUAACUGGUAAAAUAAGGGUUAAAUAAAUAGCUAAAUGGGGUCAGGUAGGGCUUUACUAAGCCUCUCAGCCUAAAAUGACAAAGUGGAGAAAGACAGAAAGCCUUUUCCAGCUCCAGGCCCCUCUCGCUCAUCUCUUCCCAAUGCUAUUAUGCAGAUAAUAGGCAAGGUGACGGUAGUACGGUACGGAAAUCUCCUUCUCUCCUAACCCAGAGAUAUGAGACGAGACGGGGCUUUAGCUCUCACCCAUAGGGGGGUCGGGACUGGGGAGAAGAGGCACCCUCCACUCAUUAGCAACACAAGGCUAAGUAAUCCCUUAGCUCCCCUGGCACUUGUUUCCAUCUAAACAAACCCUAAUGCCAUGUGUGGCUUAAGCUUUUUUAAAUACUUCUCUCUUAAGAUAAUUGUUAUUCUCGCUCUUCUAUUUUCCCUUCUUUUUUUGAAGUUUUGGAAGUUUGACUUUGUGGUGCGAUGUUUUUUUUGUUUUGUUUUUAAAUUGCUUGCCGAAAACCAAACUGUGGUCUAAUGUAAUUUCGUUUGAUUUUGUACAUUGUAUUUACUUAGUUUUUUUUUUUCAUGAUGAUGAAGUGAAAUGAAGCUUUUGGCAAAUUUUAUUGUAAUUAGGUUGUUUUCGUUGUUUUUCUCGUCUCUCUUUUGAACAUGUAUAUUGUGCGUAAUACGGUACGCCGAAGAUAAAGACGUCUUGGGUUUAUCUGAAGUUGAAGUACUUUACCGAUCUAAAGGUUUCUUUUCUGAUCUCCACGAUCAGUGGAAAACAUUGCAUCAGAUAAGCAUCUGUCUUUUCAAGAUUGAAUGAGUGACUUGAUGCUAUAAUCCACAUCUUCAUUUUUUUUUUACCAUCAGGGCUAUCAUUCUACUCGGAAAUAAAUGCUGUUGCAAUUCAUUGUAUGCCAGGUUCCUUCCAAUAUUCCUCUGCACAGAAAUGAAGAAAAAAACACCCCUAAAUAGACAGGACACAUUGGUACAUCUCAAAUGGCACCAUAAUACCUAUCUAUUGCACUAUGGCAGUGGUCKAAACUAGUGCKCUAUAUAGGGAAUAGGGUGCCAUUUUGGACGCAGGCAUUGAUGUAUACAGCUAUACUGCAUUCCUGUUGUACCUUUCUCUACAUAUCGGACCAUUUACAUAGGGGUGCUAGCCUGGUCCCAGAUCAGUUUAUGAUGUAUAGCCAAGACAGUAUUUACAAUGUAUUGAGAGGACUGCACAAACAGAUUUGAGACCAGGCUAUACAGCUGCUGCUUUGAGAGCCAAACGGAACCCUUCUAGGGACCACUCGUCUUGCACUACUAGCGUUCUUGGGCCAAAACAACAUUCCAAAGUUAGCUUCUUUGAACAGAACAGGGUUCCUUUCUAAGCAACCGUGUACCUGACUAACUUGCUGGGACAAAGCUUUACAUUUUGACAUAAUACAUUUUUAACUACUGUACAUACUGCAUUUUGUUUUUUUAAUGAUUAGUCAGCUUUACAGGGUUUUAAAAAAACAUGUUUUUCCACGAGUACACAACCUUCCCUCUUUUGCUGCGUCUAUCUUUCGGUGCUCUUAGAUCACAAGUUAAUGAAGUAGAUUGGUCUCCAAAGCUCCCGAAGCUCAGUGAAUUUGUUAAUAGCAGUCCUAUGAAAUAUCCGCAUCGUAACCAUGUAUGCGGAAAAUACAUUACACGCUGGCAGCUCGGCCUGUCCAAACUCUUUAAUUUGAGUUUCUCCCAUCACUGCCCUGGUUGGGUUUCUUAUGAAGACGCAACUUAUUCUUCAUUUCUCAGGACAUUGUUUUGCGACGUUCUCUCUGCGCUGUAGUUCCAUUGUUUCAACGUUACGGCCUUGAGAGGAGGACUUUAGCUUGUUUUUGCAUGACUGCUUGAGUUUGAUCAAUUUGCUUCCCCUAAGUCCAGAAGGCUCCUACGUGAGAUUUCAUUGUUUCACAUGAUCUGUCCCUGUUUGUUUGUUUGUAUGGUGAUUGGCUUGUGUUGGUGUCACUGAAGUGGUACAAUGUACAGCAUGUCGAUUUAGUAGCAUCAUGGCCAUUUAAUGUGAUCAAGAGGAACCGGCGCUAAAUCUUGACAGAGCCUGACAUAAAGCUGUCAUAGGACCGAUAUAGUGCUGUCAUGUGAUCGACAGCCUGCCGAAGUCGUUUGUGGCUAGCCCCACAUUGUUUGGUUGAGAAUCUCAUGCCAUAUUACAGUGUUACGUCAAUCGACAUACAUAUGAACUGUUAUGACCUCACAUGGUCCAUCUCUCAUCAACUCAAGUUAGCUCAUCAUUAAUCUUUCCCUGAACCAUCUACACCCAAACAGAUUGGGCCAGUUUCCCAGAACCAGAAUAAGCCUAUUCCUGGAUUAGAAAACACCUUUUCAAAGGAGAUUCUCCAAUGAGCAUGAUUUUUGGAGCUGGAAUACGUUUAAUUCUGAUCUGGGAAUCUGACCCAAAAUGAUCAACCCAGUCAUGCCUUGUCAUACUAUUGCCUUUCCAAGCCCUGGUUUGAGAAGAUUCUGAUCAUUUAUUUUCCCCUUCAUUCAUUUUUACCAAACUCUCUCAACUCAGUAGCUGUAAUUUUUCCAAAUGAAAACUGCAAAAUCGAUCAAUUACAGACAAACUGGCACAAUUUUUUUUUUUCUUCCUACAUACAAUAAUUCUGAUACUUUAAGUUUCAGACUUCAAGUGACUGUCACAAGUGUGCAGGUUAAUGUUCAUUGUGUAAAUAUUCUGUUGUUUCCUAUUUUGCAGAUUUACUACUUGUAAAUAAACACUCAUCAAGGAGA
Messenger RNA from Salvelinus sp. IW2-2015, 4976 nucleotides. The record is from RefSeq and is a predicted model, not a curated record. NCBI's taxonomy places the organism in Eukaryota, Metazoa, Chordata, Actinopteri, Salmoniformes, Salmonidae.